This is a messenger RNA of Larimichthys crocea (large yellow croaker), 2000 nucleotides long. RefSeq names its product growth differentiation factor 2 (gene gdf2). Gene Ontology annotation, cellular component: extracellular region. The transcript is spliced from 2 exons. Gene Ontology annotation, molecular function: growth factor activity; cytokine activity. The record is from RefSeq and is a predicted model, not a curated record. The coding region runs from base 601 to 1872 and encodes 423 amino acids. Gene Ontology annotation, biological process: BMP signaling pathway. NCBI's taxonomy places the organism in Eukaryota, Metazoa, Chordata, Actinopteri, Sciaenidae.
UUCUCUUGAAAAAUGACAAUUCCUAUCACUGUCUGUGUCUGUCAAAUGUAUUAUCUUACUUGCCAGUACCUUUGAAUGGAUCUGAGUCAGUAGUUUUGAUGACAUUCUGGAACAUGUGCAUGAAUGUAGUGUACAGUGAUUGGUCAAAAACACGGUACGAAAUAUGAAGCUAUGUUGGCGGUAAAGAAUGCAAUGUGCUGUUUUGUUUCUUUUAAGUGUUUUGUUACCAUUGGCCUCAACAGUGAAGCUGGGAAAAGCCAUUUUAUGGAUAUGUCUGCUUGUCAGUAACCUCACAGUUUCCAGUGCCUUCCUCAUUAUCGCUGUCAACUGUUUACAGUGUCUUCAUUAGCAGCCAGCCCUCUAAUGAUAACAAAGCUUAAAAGAAGGCAUCAAUGGCAGUGAUAAGCAUGGCCAAGCUACUAUUUUGGUUGACACAAGUCCCCCUGUUUACUCUGGGAGCAUGGGAGCGGACAUCAGGACUGUGGUCCUUGCAUUGGAGAUCUCCAUUUUCAAACCUUGCCAUCGCAAAGUCUGUUUUCAAGCCGGGAAGAAGGUAAAGUUUGUGCCAGCACAGUGGCUUAGAAAGAAUCUAAUUUCAAAAUGCAGACUUCCAGAUCAUUCCUGUUCAAGGUGUGUUUGAGUCUGGUGGUCUCUAUUGGCUCCUGCACCUGUAAACCUCAUACUAAUGACAUCCAGAGUGAGGACCCAGAGGGACUGUACUCUCAGCUGUCAGAGGAGGAACUUCUGGAGGAGCAAGACACCGACUCCAGAAUGGAGAACCUCCUGGGAACCAUGAAGGAGGACUUUCUGAGGAAACUCAACCUGUCGGAUGUUCCUCAGGAGCACAGCAAAAUCCACCCACCUUGGUUCAUGAUGGAGCUUUACAACAAGUACGCUUCAGACAGCUCGGUGAUCCCUCAGUCUGAUGUCAUACGAAGCUUCACUGUCCAAGAUAUCACUCUCUCUGUGACAAAUGGCAUAAAGUCAAAGCACAGGCUGCAGUUCAACAUCAGCAUCCCCAACCAUGAAAAGAUCACUACUGCUGAACUACAACUCUACUUCCUCCCAGAUCCCAAGUCAGAGGUAACCUCGCACAAUUUCAAGGCCACCGUCAAAGUCUAUGAAGUGAAUUUCAUCGAUUUCUCCUCCACAACUCAACUACUGGUUGGCAAAGGGGUGACAGGCUCGCAGAGCACAUGGGUGACUUUGGAUGUGACCACAGCUAUUCAGAGCUGGAUCAGGUCAGGCCAUGGAGCAACCAUUUUUGAUGUAGUGGUGGACAGGAAGGACUGUGGGGUUUUUAAAGGCGGAGAAGUAGGGGCAGGCUGUUUUAAUAUGAGUGUGUCUGUUGGAGAUAACACUUCAGCAGCUUUAAUAGUCUUCUCAGAUGACUUGAGCAGUAGGAGGAGGGAGACAAAGAAGGAAUUAAGAGAGAUGAUCCUUCACGAAGAAGAAACCAUCUUACACUCGGGUGCUGACUGGAAUAGAGGAGAUCAGCUUCCAAACGAGAUCCCGGAGGCUCUGCAUCCGCGGAGAAAGAAAAGAAAGGCAGAGAGGGAAUACUGUCGGCGGACCUCUCUCAAAGUCAACUUUAAAGACAUUGGCUGGGACAGCUGGAUUGUGGCUCCACCAGAAUAUGACGCCUUUGAAUGUCGAGGACUGUGUUACCACCCGUUGACGGAUGAAUCUACCCCGUCAAAACAUGCCCUCAUCCAGACACUGAUGAACAUCAGGGACCCCAAGAGGGCCAACAUGGCAUGCUGCGUUCCCAUCAAGCUGGACCCCAUCACAGUCAUGUAUCGGGAGAAUGGACGCCUCACUAUAAGAUACCUUUAUGAAGAGAUGAAGGUGGCAGAGUGUGGCUGCAGGUAGUCAGAGAGAAUUGGGUUGCUCUGGUGGUAGCACAGGUGGUUGUAAUGGCUCUAAUGCUGCAUUUCAUUCAAGUCAGUCUGACGUUUAUGGGUUGGUCCAGUAAAUUGAAAGUAGUCCAGAAACAUGGA